Siniperca chuatsi (mandarin fish) is the source of this 2529-nucleotide messenger RNA. RefSeq names its product syntaxin binding protein 2 (gene stxbp2). Gene Ontology annotation, biological process: vesicle-mediated transport; intracellular protein transport; neurotransmitter secretion. The record is from RefSeq and is a predicted model, not a curated record. The transcript has 18 exons. Lineage: Eukaryota; Metazoa; Chordata; Actinopteri; Centrarchiformes; Sinipercidae. Gene Ontology annotation, molecular function: syntaxin-3 binding. Gene Ontology annotation, cellular component: plasma membrane; secretory granule. The coding region runs from base 248 to 1822 and encodes 524 amino acids.
GGAACCACUUGGCUUUGUUUAAGACCAAAAUAAAUUAGAAUUAGUGUAGCUUAACCUAUAUUUCCCGCAUGAUUGAAAUUUGUUACAUCCAUGGAUGGUUCCAACACAAAAUUGUGAAAAGCGCGUCCGAUGUGUUCUUGCAAUUGUAGUAUUAGACAAAAGGGGGCAAUAUUUCGCUGUCAAAUGCUAUGUACUUGAACAGGCUUUAACAAGGAAGUGACCGACUAGCCACCAGAUUGCUGUCAAGAUGGCACCGAGUGGGCUGAAAGCGGUAGUAGGAGAGAAAAUCCUCAAUGGGGUCAUCAAGAGUGUGAAGAAGGAUGGAGAAUGGAAGGUUCUUAUUGUGGAUCACAUGAGCAUGCGAAUUCUGUCCUCUUGCUGCAAGAUGUCUGACAUUUUGGCAGAGGGGGUGACCAUUGUGGAAGACAUCAAUAAACGAAGGGAGCCUAUUUCUUGUUUGGAAGCCAUUUAUUUGAUUUCACCUGUGGAGAAGUCAGUUCAUGCUCUCAUUAAUGAUUUCAAAGACUCCGCCUUUACCUACAAAGCAGCACACAUCUUCUUCACUGACACUUGUCCAGAUGGCCUCUUUGCCGAGAUUGGGAGAUCCAGAGUUUCGAAGGUCGUCAAGACUUUAAAAGAGAUCAAUGUUGCUUUCCUGCCGUAUGAGUCUCAGGUAUUCUCCCUGGAUGACCCGACCUCUUUGUACUCCUUCUAUAGUUCUAAGCCAAACGAAGAAAAAGACAAAAUGAUGGAAAAUCUGGCGGAGCAGAUCGCGACCCUGUGUGAUACACUGAAGGAGUACCCUGCAAUCCGUUACUACAAGGGACCAGAGGAGAAUGCUAGACUGGCUGAUGAGGUCUACCAGCGACUUACUGCUCACAAAGCUGACAACCCAAGCAUGGGAGAGGGUCCAGACAAGGCACGAUCCCAGCUACUGAUUGUUGAUCGUGGGUUUGAUCCCAUCUCGCCUAUUCUACAUGAGUUGACCUUCCAGGCAAUGGCCUAUGACUUGCUAGAUAUCAAACAGGACAUCUAUACUUAUCAGACAACUGGCAUUGGGGAUUCAAAGGAGAGAGAAGUGUUAUUGGAUGAAGAUGAUGAGCUCUGGGUUCAGCUCAGACAUAUGCACAUUGCAGAUGUCACUAAGAAAGUGACAGAGCUUCUUCGCACCUUUUGUGAGAGCAAGAGAAUGUGCACUGACAAUGCCAACAUAAAAGAUCUCUCUCAGAUGUUAAAGAAGAUGCCACAGUAUCAGAAGGAGCUGAGCAUUUACUCUACUCACUUGCACCUAGCUGAAGCUUGUAUGAAGAAAUUCAAGGCCUCUCUUGAUAAGCUUUGUGAAGUAGAACAGGACCUUGCAAUGGGAGCAAAUGCAGAAGGGGAACCUCUAAAGGAUGCCAUGAAGAGCAUUGUUCCUGUGCUUCUCAACAAUGAAAUUGAGGCCUAUGACAAAAUCCGCAUCAUACUGCUGUUCAUAUUCCACAAGAAAAAAGGCAUUGGGGAGGAGAACCUUGCCAAGCUCAUCCAGCAUGCAAACAUACAAGCCGACAGCAACAUCAUCACCAACCUGCAGAACCUGGGCUGUAACAUUAUAGCUGGGGGCCGCAAUGCUGGGAAAACACUGCCAGAGCGGAAAGAGCGCACAGAGAGCACAUAUCAGCUCUCUAGAUGGACACCCAUCAUCAAAGACGUCAUGGAGAAUGCCAUAGAGGACAAACUGGACAGAAAUCAGUGGCCAUUCAUCUCUGAUCCUGCUCCCAUCAACACAACUCAGACUGCAGUCAGGGUCAUCUCACAUCCUGACUCCAACCAGCUUCCUUAAUGACCUGAAGAGUCUGGACCAAGUUCCUAAUCCUGAUUGCUAGAUAGUUAGACCCUGAACGGGAAGAGCACACUGGAAAAAGGGUUUAGUCGUUCAUUUGAGAUGACUGGUUGCUGGUCUUCUGUCACAGCAUCUCCAACAUCGGAAAUUAAACAUGGAGAAAUUUUAGAUGUAGCCAUGGAAGUAAACAUUUGUGAUUCUUUAUUUUAUUUUAAAAUGUUCUUUUUAUUGUUUGUUGUGAAUUGGGUUCUGUAUACUGCUGUGAUUGAAAUUGUAUUAAAAUAUUUAAUUAGACAUUAUUAAUAUUUUGAUUAUUUUACUAUUCUCAUUCAAAUUCUUAUUUUUGUUACUACAAUAUAUAUAUUUGAUUUCCCUAAUUUUGUAUUUAAAAAAUUGCGUCCUUCUCACCAAACUGGACCAUCUGACACCAAAAAUCUUAUUCAAGUCUAAUGUAGAUGUAUUUAAGUCAAUAUAUGUAUGUAUCGUAUAUUCAGUGACAAAGUGUGGGAUAUGUUUUGUUUCUCCAGGUACCUUUUUUUCCCCCCCUUAUCUGAGAAAUUUCAUCAGACAAAAUGUCUCAACUGCUGUCUUAUGAAUUCUUGCACAUUUACCAUGUACUUAAUAUAUUGCUAGGAGCAAGUGUGGUGGGUGUUUGUUUCUUUGUUGUUAAAAAUGAGUAAUAAAAGAAACACAAUAUUCACUUUAAA